Molecule: messenger RNA, 884 nt
Organism: Medicago truncatula (barrel medic)
Lineage: Eukaryota; Viridiplantae; Streptophyta; Magnoliopsida; Fabales; Fabaceae
Product: 40S ribosomal protein S5
Exons: 5
Coding region: 63-683 (206 amino acids)
Biological process (GO): translation
Cellular component (GO): small ribosomal subunit
Molecular function (GO): RNA binding; structural constituent of ribosome
Source: RefSeq, a predicted model, not a curated record
GCUUUGCCAUCAGAACCAAAACCAGUGAGAAGCUGACGGUCGCGCCGCACUAUCUACAAGCCAUGGCUGAAGAAACCGUCGUUAUCCCUGUCGAAGUUGAUCCCAAUCUAAACGAAGUCAAGCUCUUCAACCAAUGGAGCUUCGACGACCUUCAGAUUACUGAUCUGUCUCUUGGGGAUUACAUUGGAGCAAGAUCCAAACAUGCAACAUAUGUUCCUCACACUGCUGGUAGGUACUCAAAGAAGCGUUUCAGGAAAGCUCAGUGUCCCAUUGUUGAGAGGCUCACUAACUCUCUCAUGAUGCAUGGUAGAAACAACGGAAAGAAACUCAUGGCUGUUAGGAUCAUCAAGCAUGCCAUGGAGAUCAUUCAUUUGCUAACUGACCAGAACCCAAUUCAAGUUAUCGUUGAUGCUGUCGUCAACAGUGGUCCUAGAGAAGAUGCAACUAGAAUUGGAUCUGCUGGAGUUGUUAGGAGGCAGGCUGUGGAUAUCUCACCUCUUCGUCGGGUUAAUCAGGCCAUAUAUCUUCUAACAACUGGUGCCCGUGAAGCUGCAUUUAGGAACAUUAAGACAAUUGCUGAAUGCUUAGCUGAUGAACUUAUCAACGCUGCCAAGGGUUCAUCCAACAGCUAUGCGAUCAAGAAAAAGGACGAAAUUGAGAGAGUUGCCAAGGCCAAUCGUUAAGCAUCAUUUGGAAGUAGUCUUAGUGAUGAGAAAUAUUUUAUUUUGCUCCUUGUAUUACAUUUUUACUUAAAAUUGUUGUUUUUAAACAUGAUGUAAACCUUUUACUGGUUUAUUUUCCUCUCAUGUUGAAUUGACUUGUUAUGCACAAUUUUGCUGGUUAGUCUAAGACUGUUUCAAGGAUCAUUAAGAGAUUUUCUUGCA